This is a messenger RNA of Strongyloides ratti, 849 nucleotides long. RefSeq lists its product as hypothetical. The transcript is spliced from 2 exons. NCBI's taxonomy places the organism in Eukaryota, Metazoa, Nematoda, Chromadorea, Rhabditida, Strongyloididae. The record is from RefSeq and is a predicted model, not a curated record. Bases 1 to 849 code for a protein of 282 amino acids.
AUGGAAAAUCAAAAAAAUUUAAAUGAUCAAUUUGAUCCAAUAAAUAGAAUAAUAGAUGGUGUAGAAAAAGGAGCUCAAACUAUAAAAAAAAGAGCACGAUCAUUGUCAAAAGAAGCUGAAAGAGCAGUUGAAACGAUUCAAAACUUUUCUAAUGAAUCACAAUCUUUGGUUAGUCAAUUUCAAAAUAUUUUAUUAGAAGAACCUAUACAAUUGGUACCUGAAAAUACCAAACAAUUAAAAAUAACAUACAUGAAAAUAUUUCACUCCAUUUUAUCAAUGUUAUUUGGACAAAAAGUAGGAGAAUAUAUUAUAUUUAAAAUAUUUAAUCAACUUAUUGAUACUGAAUCAUCAAUACUUCUUGCAUUUAUAAUUAUUCCUGUUGUACUUACAUUAAAAUAUUUUCCAUCACUUAAUAAAGAUGAAAGAAAAGAAAAAUUAAGUGAAAGAUUUAUUUAUAUUUAUUCCAUAUUUAUUGGAAUGAUAUUAGGAUUUGUUUUUAUGCGUAUACAAACAGAUUCUAAUAUUUCUUAUGGUAUAAUAAAUGCUUCAAUUUUAUUUUUAUACUUUAAUACACCUGAAUUUGUAUUAUCCAUUGAUGAUAAAAGAAAAAAUCAAAUGAUUAUUAGUGUAAUAGGACCAUUGUCAAUGAUAUUUAUUGGUUUUAUAUUCAGGGAAUCAUUUGUUAUUUCUUUACUUGCACUAUUAUUUUAUAGUUGUAUAAAUUUUAUUUCUUUCCAAGUAUAUACUACUUAUAACAUUAAUAACAUAAAAGAAACUCCAACUGCUUUGAUCAUACUAAAUAUUAUUUCAGAAAUUUACAUAAAAACUGUAUUAUCUUUAAUUAAUUAA